UGAAAAAUAUUUCAAGUGUGUUUAGGCUAACUGAUUUUUUUUUUUUUUUUUACAUGUACUUGAUUUUUUUUCGGCGCUCUAGGACCUUUAGAAAGGGUGGUCCUUUAAAAGGAUGAUCAAAAAGUUGGUCCCCAAGUCCCAUGGAAACCCGUAUGUGUGUUUUGGUUCAUCCGCUUUCUCCGCUGUCAGAUUAAGGACCGCGCCUUCUCUACUCUUUUAAAUUGUCUAAUACGCAUCUGCCCGCUCUGUGGCGCACAACCACCCGACAUCUCAGUCACGUCCCGCUGCCUUUACUGACGUGUUUUUCCGCAUUUCCUGCACAAGAGACGGAGGAGACGAGGAGGAGGAAGCGGCAAGAGGUAUGUCCAAUGAUGGAAGUUCAUUUCGGCAGCCGGACACCAUAACAGGCCCUGCAUGCUGAGCGCAGCUAGGCUACACAUCGCCUAUUUCUGCCCCUCUGCCGGCUUCUCUCCUUGUGUACAGCUCUCCCAUCGCCGAUGCGCCGCCACAGAGCUCCUCCAACCCCCCCUCCUUUCCCCUCCACACACAUACACACAAACGGUGCAAUGCAGCUGCAGGCUUGUGCUUCAACGUUGUCCUCACACAGCUGACGGACUCUAUGAAAAACUGAAAAUAAAGUCCUGACUGAACGUCUCACUCCCUUUUGUAUGUAUCGUGGUCUAACUGUCAGUUUUCCUCGCUGCGCCUCUGAAGACGCUCCCCAGGUCAGGGGACCCGUCCUUGCUGCUGCUGCUGCUGCGCAUUAUUUGUUAUUGUCAGUGGGAUUUCUUAUGCGUAUCGGGCCAGAGUAAACGUGUUUCCUCUGGCGUGAGUGGCGUUUGUUACUCAGCUGGGAGGGAAACAGUGGAACCACCGGUUGAGCUGAGCCGUUAUUCUCGCCAAAGGAGCGCAACGAGUUUGUUUAGGAGGAGAAAACAGGACGCGAGGAGCUUAAAGAGGUGAGGUGUAAACAAGCCGACGACAUGGUAGUCUUUAACGGGCAACUAAAGAUCAAAAUCUGCCAGGCUGUCAACCUCAAGCCCACCGCCUGGUUCUUGCGUCACGCCGUCGGUCCAAAGACCCAGACCUUACUCCUGGACACGUACGUCGCCCUUAACGUAGACGACUCGCGCGUGGGCCAGACCUCCACCAAGCAGAGGACCAACAGUCCUACGUGGAACGACGAGUUUACCACCGAGGUUCACGAGGGCCGCAAGAUAGAAUUGUCUGUCUUCCACGAUGCACCCAUUGGCUAUGACGACUUCGUGGCCAACUGCAUCAUCCAGCUGGAGGACAUCCUGCACAGCGACAGCAAGCACUUCGAAGACUGGAUUGACCUGGAGCCUGAGGGAAAGGUGUACGUAGUUAUUGAUCUAAUAGGAUCUUCCAGUGAAGUUGCAGCAGAACUGACGGAAAAUGAGGAGCGCGUGUUUCGACAGCGGAUGGGACCCAGAAAACGUCAGGGUGCCGUCCGCCGUAGAGUCCAUCAGGUCAACGGACAUAAGUUCAUGGCCACAUACCUGAAACAGCCCACAUACUGCUCACACUGCAGAGACUUUAUCUGGGGUGUUUUAGGGAAGCAGGGUUACCAGUGUCAAGUCUGUACCUGUGUGGUCCAUAAGCGCUGCCAUGAACUAAUCAUUACCAAAUGUGCAGGACUAAAGAAGCAGGAUGACCCAGUGUGGGAGCUUCAGCACGUUGGCUCUCAGAGGUUCAGUGUCAAUGUGCCACACAAGUUCACCAUUCACAACUUUAAAAUUCUCACUUUCUGCGACCACUGUGGCUCUCUGCUGUGGGGUCUGCUGCGACAAGGGCUCCAGUGUAAAGUUUGUAAAGUUAAUGUGCAUAGGCGCUGUGAGAAUAAUGUAGCGCCAACCUGUGGCGUGGAUGCUAGGGGCAUAGCCAAAGUCCUGUCUGACCUGGGAGUCACUCCAGACAAGAUCUCCAACAACACACAGAGACGUAAAAAGCUUUCGCGAGGUCACGACCUCCCACAGCAGUUACCAGGAACCCAUCAGACAGACGAGGACUGUUCAAAGUCUGCCCCCACGUCCCCAUGUGAACAAGAUGUGAAGGAGCUUGAGAGCUUUCGAAAAGCUCUGUCGUUUGACCACCACGGAGAUAAGCAUAAAACACAUUCCCUGCUACCCACCUCUUCUUUUGCUUCGGGAACAGAGGGCAACCAUGCAAGUGCUGAAGAUGCGAUAAAUAGGAACCAAGCAAAUGGAGAAGUCAAAGGUCUAGAUGCAAAAAGAUUGGACCUACAGGAUUUUGUCUUUAUUAAAGUUUUGGGGAAAGGAAGCUUUGGAAAGGUGAUGUUGGCAGAACUGAAAGGCAGUGAUGAGGUUUACGCCGUCAAAGUGUUAAAGAAGGAAGUGAUUCUACAGGACGAUGACGUUGACUGCACCCUCACCGAGAAACGGAUCCUGGCUUUAGCCAGAAAACAUCCAUAUCUGACCCAGCUCUUCUGCUGCUUCCAGACUAAUGACCGGUUAUUUUUCGUCAUGGAGUAUGUAAAUGGAGGUGAUCUAAUGUUCCAGAUUCAAAGGUCAAGAAAGUUCGAUGAGGCUCGGUCAAGAUUUUAUGCUGCAGAAGUCACAUCUGCCCUGAUGUUUCUGCACCAGCAUGGGGUUAUUUACAGAGACUUAAAGUUGGACAACAUCCUGUUGGACGCAGAGGGUCACUGUAAGCUGGCAGACUUUGGCAUGUGUAAGGAGGGAAUUCUCAACGGAGUUACGACUACUACCUUCUGUGGCACUCCAGAUUACAUUGCUCCUGAGAUUCUUCAAGAGCUGGAAUAUGGCCCAUCAGUAGACUGGUGGGCUUUGGGAGUGCUAAUGUAUGAGAUGAUGGCAGGACAGCCACCUUUUGAAGCUGACAAUGAAGACGACCUGUUUGAGUCCAUCCUUCAUGAUGACGUCCUCUACCCUGUUUGGCUAAGCAAGGAGGCCGUGUCCAUUCUUCGAGGGUUCAUGACCAAAAGCCCAAACAAGCGGCUCGGCUGUGUGGUGAUACAAGGUUUGGAGGAUGCCAUUAAGAGCCACUCUUUCUUCAAAGAGAUUGAAUGGACACUUUUGGAACAAAGGAAAAUCAGACCGCCAUUUAAACCCCGCAUUAAAACCAAAAGAGACGUAAAUAACUUUGACCAGGAUUUUACACGUGAAGAACCUGUACUGACACCGGUGGAGGACAGCAUCAUCAAGCAAAUCAACCAAGAGGAAUUUAAAGGAUUCUCCUACUUUGGUGAAGAAAGCGUGGCCUAGAGUCACACACACUUACACGCACAAUACACACAUCUAAAAAA
Cynoglossus semilaevis (tongue sole) is the source of this 3304-nucleotide messenger RNA. RefSeq names its product protein kinase C epsilon type-like. The record is from RefSeq and is a predicted model, not a curated record. Gene Ontology annotation, molecular function: ATP binding; diacylglycerol-dependent serine/threonine kinase activity. Gene Ontology annotation, biological process: peptidyl-serine phosphorylation; intracellular signal transduction. Lineage: Eukaryota; Metazoa; Chordata; Actinopteri; Pleuronectiformes; Cynoglossidae. Bases 984 to 3263 code for a protein of 759 amino acids. The transcript is spliced from 15 exons.